AUGGCAGCCACAGUGUCGUUGAAAACCGCCGACGCCGGGAAGGAAGAGGAGAUGAGGAAGAGGAACGAGGAGUUGGAGAGGGAGCUGAAGAUGAGUGUGGAGAGGGAAGAUCGGAUGAAGGAGCAACUCCGGUGCCUGUGGGAGAGGCUGCGGGUGGCGGAGGAAGCGGAGGAGCGCCUGUGUUCUCAGCUCGGCGAACUGGAGGCCGAGGCCGUCGACCAGGCCCGUUCCUACCGGGCCCACCUCUCCGUUCUCAUGGAUCAGUUAUCUGCGGCCCAUAAGCUGCUUCAAUCCGCUUCCAUUUCCCUCCCCACCGACCACCACGCACUAUGA
This is a messenger RNA of Oldenlandia corymbosa var. corymbosa, 333 nucleotides long. Lineage: Eukaryota; Viridiplantae; Streptophyta; Magnoliopsida; Gentianales; Rubiaceae. The record is from the annotation of a GenBank genome assembly.